Messenger RNA from Alternaria alternata, 2057 nucleotides. Its product is annotated as galactan 1,3-beta-galactosidase. Bases 477 to 1937 code for a protein of 486 amino acids. NCBI's taxonomy places the organism in Eukaryota, Fungi, Ascomycota, Dothideomycetes, Pleosporales, Pleosporaceae. The record is from RefSeq and is a predicted model, not a curated record. Gene Ontology annotation, molecular function: hydrolase activity, hydrolyzing O-glycosyl compounds. Gene Ontology annotation, biological process: carbohydrate metabolic process. The transcript is spliced from 3 exons.
ACAGCUUCCGCAAGCGAGCUCCAUCUUCAAGCUACCCCGAGGCUCCUCUGCUCACCGUCUGGGAACUUCAACACCAGCUCUUGGCCCAUGUCUCCGAAGACACGACAACCUAUCUACAGCCGGAUUGAGUGCUAGAUUCAGUAGCGUUGCCGUGAGAAGGCCUGCUGCGGCAUCCCCUCACCAUUGGCAGACAGCUCAAAGUCUUGGUUUUUCCGACAACCGAGUCGACCAAACCAGAAUGCGGUAGCGGCGUCAGCCCAAAACCUGGAGAAAUGCGACGAUCGCGGAAGCGAGAAGGUGCGGAGCCCCGCAAGAUGAUAUCCAGGGCUUAGGUUCCUGAAAGUUCGGGCGAAAUACUCCCGGAGCUGCUUGGCUGGUAAACAUCCAUGCUUUUGCAACCGGCUAUAUGAGGUCUGUUAGGGAUCGACCAAAAUAAAACGUUUGUUACCCCAGUCCGCCUUUCGCAUUACGUCGCAAUGGGUUUCAAUACGCUUUCGUGCCAGCUUCUGCUAGCUGCGGCAACUGCUUCUGCAAAAUGGAUUGUACCAGGAGCGCGUUGGAGAGCUACCGAUGGCACUCUUGUGAAUGCGCACGCUGGCGGCAUUACUGUUGAUCAAGAGACUGGCAAGUUCUUCUGGUUCGGCGAGUACAAGAUUGAGGGUCAGGAAGAGGGUGGUGGUGUCAGCGUGUACAGCUCUGAUGAUCUCGCGACAUGGGAGCCUCACGGGUUGGCCUUGGAGCCUAUUGAGGGCCACCCCUACAUCUCCACAGAGGACAUUAUCCAAAGGCCAAAGGUUGUGUACAGCAAAGGCACUGGCCAGUACCAUAUGUGGUGGCACGCUGAUAAUUCCACUUACGGAGAGCUUCUCCAAGGUCUCGCUGUCUCAGACAACAUCACCGGCCCAUACGAGUUCGUCGAUGCCACAGCACCACUCGGCAACUGGUCGCAAGACUUUGGUCUUUUCGUAGACCAGAAAGACGGUCGAGCAUACUCGCUGUACUCUAAUGGCGACCGCAGGGAAGGACGUGACGUAUACCUGACUUCCUUCAACGAGAACAUCACGGCUCUUGAUGAAGUCGUCCAUCGCUUUGACAAGUACGAUCUGGAAGCACCGACGAUCGUGCAAACCGACAAGAGCUACUUUGCGCUGAUGUCGCACAAGACGGGUUAUCGCCCAAACAACGUUGUUGCGUUCCGUGCCGACUCUCUUGCGGGCCCCUGGUCUCAACCCUUCAUCAUCGCACCAUUGAACACCCGCACCUUCAACUCGCAAUCAGGCCUGAAUCUCCGGAUCAACGGUACCAAGAAAACAACUUACAUCUACAUGGGUGACCAAUGGGACUCCAACAGUCUCUGGGAAAGCAGAUACAUCUGGCUGCCACUUGAAAUCGACGAAGAGAAAAAGUCUGUCGAACUCAAGUGGUACGACGUUUGGGACCUCGAUGUCGAGACGGGAGAAGUCACUGCUAUCAACGGCACAACUUACUAUGGUAAAAACGCCACCACCACUGGCGAAGCGUACCACCAAGAAGCCACUUUUGGCAGCGACGGCGUCAUCGUAACCGGCAUCUACGGCAACGACAGCAAGGUAACCUUCUCCAACAUCGAAGGCGCAGGCAAACCCCAGUGGGUCUCCUUCUACUACCAGAACACGGAUGACAUGGGCUUCGGCGACCAGCCCGGUGGCACACCCGAUCGUAUCAACGGAACGUGGCAGCUUCGCCGCAUCUCGAGCGUCAUUGUGAACAACAAGACGGAGGAGCUGCAGUCGCUGUACCAGAGGGACACACACAAGGGGAUUAUUUUGAGCACACCGCUAAUGUUGAACUUGGAGGAGGGGAGCCACAAUACUAUUACUAUAGGCGGUCUGGAUAACGGACAGGAUGUCAAGGGAGCGGACAUUGAUCGCAUUGUGGUGUAUCCGCCUGAGGAGUAGUGUGAUGAAUGAUCAUGAUAGAGGCUUCUUCAAUCAAUGUGUUGAAUGCCUGUAAUUUGAAUUUAACAAAUAUUGAAGCCUCUGAUGUAAUACAGAUAUUUAUGGUCGUAUCAAUAGUGG